Anopheles marshallii is the source of this 1491-nucleotide messenger RNA. Its product is annotated as probable G-protein coupled receptor No18. Gene Ontology annotation, molecular function: G protein-coupled receptor activity. Bases 1 to 1491 code for a protein of 496 amino acids. Gene Ontology annotation, cellular component: membrane. Gene Ontology annotation, biological process: adenylate cyclase-activating adrenergic receptor signaling pathway. Lineage: Eukaryota; Metazoa; Arthropoda; Insecta; Diptera; Culicidae. The record is from RefSeq and is a predicted model, not a curated record. The transcript has 5 exons.
AUGGCCAUCAAUGGAACCACCGUCACCACCGGUGCGUCGGUCAUCAUCAACUAUACGGCGGCCCUUUCGACCACCUACCAGGAGCUGUUUGUUAAUCUGCAGCUGAACGAGGCCAGUCUCGGCACGGUGUUGGACGACCGGCACCGGGCCAAUGGUACGAUCGGGUGUAGCCGGGCCUGCCUGUCGUGGAAGAAGCUCGUCCUGGUAGCGCUGUUCUGUCUGCUGAUAGUGAUCACCGUCGUGGGGAACACGCUGGUGAUCCUGUCCGUGCUGACCACGAGACGGUUACGCACCGUCACAAACUGCUUCGUAAUGAGUUUGGCCGUUGCCGACUGGCUCGUCGGUAUCUUCGUGAUGCCUCCCGCUGUCAUCGUGUUCGUCGUCGAAUCGUGGCAGCUUGGUUGGAUACUUUGCGACAUUUGGAUAUCGCUCGACGUGCUGCUCUGUACGGCCUCCAUCCUGAGUCUCUGCGCAAUCAGCGUUGAUAGAUAUCUCGCUGUUACCCGGCCGCUCACCUACUCGAAACGAAGACGCUCCAAGCGGUUAGCACUGUUGAUGAUAUUCGUCGUGUGGUUGGUAGCACUAGCGAUCACCUGUCCCCCUAUUCUUGGCUGGUACGAUCAGGAUCGAAGGACACUACAAAGCUAUGAGUGCCACUACAACCAGAACAAGGGCUACGUCGUGUUCUCCGCCAUGGGUUCCUUCUUCAUCCCGAUGACCGUGAUGCUGUACGUCUACUCGAAGAUAUGUUGUGUGCUUACGUCGCGCCAAAACAGGAUGACCAAAACGGAGGCAACAGAAAAGAACUGCGAUAUCGAAGUGGACAACUGUACGUCGGAUGCGGACACCAGCCCGCGACAGAUGGCGAGUGGGGCGUACGGUGGACGACACGCCCUUUCCGCCGGCCACUACACGAAUGGCAGCAGCAGCAACAACACUUCGCACCAGACGUUGUACGAGUUUCUAAGCUCCACCCGCACGACGCCCAACGUGGCCGCGCGUGGCACCCAAAGCACCACGCGGAACGGCAGCAAUGCAAGCGGCAUGUCGAAGUUUUCCGGCGCCACGUUUGAAUUACGGCCCAUCAACACCGUGCAGUUUAGUGCGAGCCAAAUCUCACUGUCCGAAUCGUGCGCCUCGAAUGUGACGAAUAACGCGACCAAGAUACGGCUACACGGGAAACGCAUCCCGAUCCGCAUUUCAUCGCUGAAGCGCGAAACGAAGACGGCCCAAACGCUCAGCAUGGUCGUGGGAGGGUUCAUCGCCUGCUGGUUGCCGUUCUUCGUGUACUACCUGUUGAUGCCAUUUCUACCGGACGACUCGAAGAGUGAUGACCUGAUGGAGUUCCUGACCUGGCUCGGUUGGAUUAAUAGCGCUAUCAACCCGUUCAUCUACGCGUUCUACAACGUCGACUUCCGGGUCGCAUUCUGGCGGCUCACGCUGCGAAAAUUCUUCAAAAACAAGCACAACCUCACGUUUUACAAAACGUAA